This is a messenger RNA of Caenorhabditis elegans, 3365 nucleotides long. It is a transcript of the gene ctf-4, whose product is annotated as WDHD1/CFT4 second beta-propeller domain-containing protein. The transcript is spliced from 8 exons. The record is from RefSeq and is marked reviewed. Bases 1 to 3306 code for a protein of 1101 amino acids. NCBI's taxonomy places the organism in Eukaryota, Metazoa, Nematoda, Chromadorea, Rhabditida, Rhabditidae.
AUGAGCUUUACUAACGUUAAAAAUUUGGAGAAUAUCGGCCUUCAAACUAUCUGCAUUGAUGCUUCAGGAGAAGAUACUGAAAAUAUUUACGUUUGUGAUGCUGAACGAAAUGUACUCAAGAUCAAUAAGAACGUGUUGCUGCAAGAUGAAAAACCUGAAAUAAUCGAGAUUCCCGAUGCGACAACAUCAUCUAUUGCUUGGUAUGGAGAAAACAUCUGUUUUGGUUACCGCAAGGUGGAUUUCAUUGUUGGAUCCGAGCAGCAAAUGGUGGGACGGGCGAAAAAGGGCAAUUUCGAAGCAGGAGAUAUUAUUGAUCCUCUUGAAUUCCAAAUGGAUGUCACAACGGUCGACGCAAACAGGGAAAAUGUUAUUGGAGGAUCUAGCGAUUAUGCGGUUAAAUGCACGAAUAUGAAAGAUUUAGAUGCAGAGCUGAAAACGAGAAGUCUUGAAGCUGAAGUUCUUUGUGUCAAACUGGAUCCAAAAAAUGAAUUUGUGGCCGUUUCUACUGUGGAUGGCAAUGUGACUAUUAUAGACAUUGAUUCAUUCUCGAUUAAACACACACUGACCAAGGUUUUCCCAAGAUUUGAAACAAUUGAUGUUUCACGACCUCGUAUUCAACUCUCAUGGUCAAAGGAUGGUCAAUGGCUGUUUGUUCCUUCAAAAGGAUGUGUGAAAUCGUACCGUCGAAAUGGGUGGGAAGAAUCUGGUGUAUACCGUUUGAAAGAUCAUGCUUCUGUGGAUUUUUCGGUUACUGCGCUUUCGCCGUGUGGGAAGUAUCUUGCCUCCUCAACCAUGGAUAAUCAAAUUGCUGUUUGGAAUAGUGAUGAAUUAGAUAUUGUGUGUUGUGAAAAAUUCGUGAGAAAUGCACCUGGUAUCACUAUCAUCACUUCUAUUGUUUUUUCUCCAUUCUCCCCAAAAAAAUUGAUUGUCGCUGAUUCAAAUAGAGGAAUCUGUUUGUUUAAUGUCUUCAAAGAUGAUUCAUCUAACGAGAAGCCUGUUUCAAACAAAACUGAAGAUGUUGCAGUUGAUAGUGAUGAUGACGACUCAAUCCUUUUGAAUAGAACUUCACUCAAAAAAGAUAGUUUAUUCAAUGAAGAAGCCAUUGAAGAAGAUGAAGAUACCCGAAUGUCUUCCGAUCUUGGAGCUAUCAAACGACAAUUCAAUUAUGGGAACCAAGAUCUUGGAGGGCUUGAAGAAUUCGGUUUUAAACUCGGUGAACCUGAGGAAAUGCGACCGAUGAGCUCGGACAGAAAUUUGAAUGAUCCUCUCCCGCAAGUCUAUUCUGAUCCACCUGCUCCCCGAAAAGUUCUUAUUCCUGAACGAUUUGUAUCUAACAGCUCUCCAAUGGAUCUCGACGCAACACAAAGGUUUCUGAAGUAUAAUCGAUUCGGAAUUAUUCGCAGCUACGUUAACGAGGCAAAUAAAGUUUCAACGAUAGAUAUCGAGUUUCACAAUAAAAGCAUCCACGGUGAUAUUCAUAUUGACAACUUUGAAAUCAACUACGAACUCGCGGAUAUUUCGUUGAAGGUUGUUGCACUGGCAAGUGUUGAGAGCCGGAAAAAAGAGAAAGAACUUGACAAAGCAAACGACGACAUUGAAGAUCUUGAAACUGAUGAACCUGCUAAAACAGAAAAGAAAGGAACUAGUCUUCUACAUGUAAUUCCAAUUCAAGCAUUCGACAGUCAGCGGUGGUCGAUGGUUCUUCCUCGUGGAGACGGGUGUAUUGAUGUGCUUUGCUCAAAUACUCAAGUCGUUGUGCUCACGAAAAAACGAAACAUUCGAGUUUUCACUAUUGGAGGAAUUCAACGACAAAUAUUCACACAUUUCGCACCAAUUCUCACAGCUGCUUGCUUUGAAGACCGACUUGCAAUCGCUUCGGUGUGUGGAUCGGAAUUUUAUGAACAGAAAAAGACACCUCAAUGGAGAUUCGAAGUUGUAGAAUAUACUUUAAAUCCAAAAUCAUGGUAUCGAGAAAACAGACAUCAUGGUUCAACUGGAGCAGUUUCCCGAAUUGAUGUGCCUAUUGAGACUGGAGAGCAAUUAGACUGGAUCGCUUAUUCAAAUCAAGGAAAACUUGCCGUGAUGGAUUCAGCAUACACUGUACAUGUUCUAUCCGCUCCAGGUCUGUGGAUUCCUAUUUUCCAAGGCUCUUCUGCUCUGAGAGCACCUUCGGACGCAAUUUUCCCGAUUGGUCUCACAGUGAAAGAAUUUCGAUACAUCUAUUGUCGCGGAUCCCGAUCUCCCCUUGUAAAUGGAAUCAAUGCACCGACUACUGUAGAAUUCAAAGUACCAUUCUGUCAACCUGAAAGCCAUCGAACUGAAAUGGAACAUGAAAUGUUCCUCAAAGAGCUAUCGUUAGCUGAUGCAAUACUGGAACGUAAUGGUGACAGUCAUGUUGAAGAGGCAAAGACUUUAACCAAAACUAUUGUAAAACUGUUUGCCUGGCUUACAAAAACCAAUUCUGAUGGUCAAGCUGCUGAAGUUGCUGCUCUAGUGUCUGGAGGAACAUCUGCAUCCGCUAAAGCUAUUCAGAGCUUGUGUAAUUACGCCAGUAAAUGCAAAAAAGUGGCUUUGGCUGAGAAGGUUGCUGAAAUUGGACGUCGACUGACAGAAGAUGAUGAUGAUCGUAGCUGCAAUGACACUGAAAUUUGGCCAACAAAGCGGAUUGCAUUAGCAGCAAGAAAAGCACAGAAGGCUCCUAGCCCAACUGUUGAAUCAUUGAAUGAAGAUCAAACGAAUGAUGGAGACGAAUCUUCUUCUCGUUAUAAUCUAAAUAUGGACGUCUCUAUGAUGUCUCAACCUGUUCAACCAUUGGAACGGCUUGCAAAAAAUCCGUUUGCCAAAGGUUCUGAUACUUCUAAAAUUGAUUCAGCUGCUUCUUCGCAGGCAUCAUUAUCUAUCUUCGAUCAACUUGAAAGCACAUCAAAUGACCAAAGGAAACGGGCUCGCGAACCUGAGACAGUCACAAGCACGAAUCAAACUGUUCGUAAACAGGCCAAACUUAAUUUCGGUGGAACUCAGCAGUCUGAUGAGAAGAAAAAGAAAACGUCAUCAAAAAAUUCGGAUCUUGGUCAGAAAGGAAAAGAAAAUGAAGCAGAAACACUUUGUCCAAUCGAAGAGCCCGCGAAAAAAAGUGUGAGUCCGUACGAGAUGUGGCUGACGGAGUCGAAAAGCAGCCUUGAGUUUGACUUUGAUGGCGAUAAUGCUGAUUUUUCAAAGUUCUGCAUUCAAACGUUCCGCGCACUGAGUAAAAAUGAAAAAGAAGAAUGGAAAGCAAAAGCACUGACUGCUGCUGCUCAAGACUAAUUGCAAUUUGCUUGUUACUAUUUUGAUUCAAUUUGUACCAUAUAAAUUUGACUACGUCA